Nothobranchius furzeri (turquoise killifish) is the source of this 826-nucleotide messenger RNA. RefSeq lists its product as uncharacterized. Lineage: Eukaryota; Metazoa; Chordata; Actinopteri; Cyprinodontiformes; Nothobranchiidae. The record is from RefSeq and is a predicted model, not a curated record.
UUCUCACCUUUACGAGCAUCAGUUCAGACACCUGCAACAUCCAGUCACCUGGGAAACAAGCAGCUCCGAGACUUCAGUGGAUUUCUUUUAUAUCUUUGAUCUAAAACCAAGAACCGGACCAACAAGCAGAAAUGGGAAAAGUUUUAUUCGCUAUCGUUGCAGUUCUUGCAUCUUUGGUUCUGGUGGAGUCCCUGUCCUGCAACAAGUGCUCCUUCAGUGUGUUUGGCCUCUGUGUGGGUGCAAGUACGGAGAGCUGCUCUAACAGCACCCGCAACGUCUGUUACACUGGAAAAACAGUUUUCCCAUCCCUCACAAGCUUCGUGGGCUUCAACAAUCAGGGGUGCAAGGACGACAACUCAAACUGUAACCAAACCAUCCAAGGAACUCUGAUGUUCGUCAACUACACCACCACAUUGACCUGCUGCAACACAGACAAGUGCAACCCCACCACGCUCAGCAGCAGCGCAGCAACUGCCAAGAUGACCGUCACUGGUGCCGUGGGUGCAGCCAUCCUGGCCUCUGUGUUGGGAAGCAUCAUGUAGCAAAAUAACCAAAGCAUCCUGGAAUCCCUUGGAAAAACAAAGAAUUCCGUGUUUAUGAAAUCAAAUUUCCCAUCAAAAGAAAAAAGUACGCAUACAACUCAUCCUAUAAACAGAUGUUAUCAAAUGAAGUUUGCAGAAGUUGGGCAAUGGGGUGUUUCUGGGAAACAUUGAGCUCGUAAAUCUUUCAUGAGGAUUGCUUUGUCCUUUUAAAAUGUAUUUAUCUUUCUAAAUUCAUUGUACUUAAUGGACAAAUGCAGCCAAAAUAAAUAAAAAUUUACGUUUUA